CGCCCCAAAACACACACACACACACACACACUGGUGCUGGGCAGCGACUGAAGCGUACGGCUCCACUCUCUGUGUGUUUAAGAGCAGGCGGACAUACGUUGUGUUUCUUCUGACGGUGUGUGUGUGUGUGUGUGUAUGUGUGUGUGUGAGAGUGUGUGUGUGUGUGUGUGUGUUGGUGAUGUAAUUGUUUAACUCCAGCAGGUCAUAACAGGGGAAUCAUCGGUUGAUCAUCAUCUGAGAUCCUUCACACACACAGACGCUCAGAAACCGGAUCGUGAUGUGGCCGCGCGUCCUGCUAGCGUGUUUGCUGCUCGAGUUCUGCUGCGCCGCUCCACACGCUCACAUCAACCGGCUCGCGCUCUUCCCCGACAAGAGCGCCUGGUGCGAAGCCAAGAACAUCACGCAGAUCGUGGGACACACGGGCUGCACGCCACGAUCCAUACAAAACAGGGCCUGUCUGGGUCAGUGUUUCAGCUACAGCGUUCCCAACACAUUCCCACAGUCCACCGAGUCUCUGGUCCAUUGUGACUCCUGCAUGCCGGCGCAGACGCAGUGGGAGGUGGUGACCCUGGACUGCGCCGACAGUGAUGAGGCCCCGCGCGUGGAUAAGCUAGUGGAGCGGAUCCUGCACUGCAGCUGCCAGUCGUGCAGUAAAGACAGCGGCCAGGAGGGGGCGCUAGUGCAGAUCUACCCGUCAGAGCUGUCAGACGACACACACACGCGCGCGCAUUCAGACACACACACACCCGAGGGCGGGUGACGCCCGACUCUCGCUCUGUUCAAAGCACUUUUACACCUAGAGAUCAUGACACUAAUCCAGACUUUAGCA
Molecule: messenger RNA, 829 nt
Organism: Rhinichthys klamathensis goyatoka
Lineage: Eukaryota; Metazoa; Chordata; Actinopteri; Cypriniformes; Leuciscidae
Gene: nbl1
Product: NBL1, DAN family BMP antagonist
Exons: 4
Coding region: 278-760 (160 amino acids)
Biological process (GO): animal organ morphogenesis
Molecular function (GO): BMP binding; receptor ligand activity
Source: RefSeq, a predicted model, not a curated record